This is a messenger RNA of Populus euphratica (Euphrates poplar), 937 nucleotides long. RefSeq names its product indole-3-acetic acid inducible 19 (gene IAA19). Gene Ontology annotation, biological process: regulation of DNA-templated transcription. The transcript has 3 exons. The record is from RefSeq and is a predicted model, not a curated record. Gene Ontology annotation, cellular component: nucleus. Lineage: Eukaryota; Viridiplantae; Streptophyta; Magnoliopsida; Malpighiales; Salicaceae. Bases 122 to 688 code for a protein of 188 amino acids.
GGUCACCGAAAAUUAUAGAGUUAACAAACACUAUAUAACACACUGAAACCGUCGAGCCAAAACCUAACCAAAGUUCCAAAGACGAAAAUUGCAACCCUUGCCCAUCACCAAGAAAAAAAAAAUGGCACAGCCUCUUGGACUUGAAAUCACAGAGCUAAGGUUGGGUCCCCCGGGCAGCGAAAAGGGACCAAAAAAUGAAAAGAAAAGGGUUUUCUCAGAGUUGUCCGGCGAAGCAAACAGCACAACCGAUGGGCGAAAAACCCAAACAACGAGUCAAGUUGUGGGGUGGCCUCCAGUAUGUUCCUAUCGAAAGAAGAAUAGUUUCAACGAGAAAGAUAGCCAUGAAACUUCAAAAAUUUACGUGAAAGUUAGUAUGGACGGAGCUCCUUUUCUCAGAAAAGUUGAUUUGGGCAUGCACAAGGAGUAUUCGGAUCUUGUCGUCGCGUUGGAGAAGUUGUUUGGCUGUUUUGGAAUCGGCAAAGCCUUGAAGGAUACAGACGACUGCGAAUACGUUCCUAUAUAUGAAGACAAGGAUGGAGACUGGAUGCUAGUGGGAGACGUGCCAUGGGAGAUGUUUAUUGAGUCUUGCAAGAGGCUAAGGAUAAUGAAGAGGUCAGAAGCCAAGGGUUUUGGACUGCAGUCAAGAGGUGCUCUUCAGGGAAGUAUUUCAAGAGAUGAUCGUGACUGAGAAAACAAACAAAAUAUUGAAUUCGGAAGAAUUUGACUGGACUUCUUCGUAAAGAAAAUUAUUUCUGUUUAAUUAGUGAUGGUCGAUUAAGAUCAAAUCAUGGUUCAUCAUCCAGCUAUAACUGUGAGACCUAUUUUUAUGUUUGAAUCCAGAGAUAAAGAACUCUAGAUAGAAAAGACAACCUGCUUGUUUAUGAUCAUAAAUUCAUGCUAGCUGUUAUAUUUGCUGCUGACAUUUUUUCUUAAAUCA